ACAUUCUUCAAAAUACUCCUUGUAUUUACAAAAUUCAUUCAAGCAUUUUGCUAUUUAAAAAUCUCUAUGGAUGAAAAUCACAAUAAUAUCAGGAAAUAAUUGAUGGGGAAGUUCAUCUUCGGAAAUUCUUGUGUGCUCUUCGAUUUUGUAUCUAUCUUCAAAGAAGAGUUGUCAUGAGAUUUGAUGGAAGAGAAGCUGCCAUUUGGUGCAGGUUUCGUAGGAGCUCAUUGAAUAAACUACUCAAGUUUCAACAACAGCUACUCUAAUUAGUUGGAGAUCGAACUAUAUUAUUAUUUAUUUUAAAACACAACUCUAUUUCUCCUCAUCAACCCUUCCCUUCCCCACAUUGAUCAAUAUCACCGGAAACAACCAUGGAAUUCCCUCGCGGCUACUACCCUCAAACUCAUCACCACCGAAGAAAUGAUGAAGAAGAAGAGAGAAGAGAACAUUACCCACCACCACCACCAUCCUUCGACCAAACACCACCACACCUAGUCUACAGAGAGAAUGAAUUUGCACCACCACCACGACCCUACUCACACUAUUAUCAAGAAUCUCCACAACCACCAAGACCAUAUUUUAAUGAAACUAACUAUUCACCUCCUCCACCACCAACCUCAAUUCAAGAAACUCAGGUCUUUGACACAUCUCAUCAUCAAGGAGUUGACCCUUCUCUUGAUUAUCCACCUGCACCAACACAAGUGACUCAUGUUUCUCAUGAACAAACUGAAGCCCGUCAUUCUUUUAGGCCUCACAUGCCAUCUUUCAAUCACCAGCCUGGCGCUGCUUCUGGGCUUGACCUUUAUAAUAAACCUAGCUUUAAGGUUUACAGCAAAGCUCAGCCUGAGUUUCACCUCACAAUUAGUGGGAAAGUGAUUCUUGCUCCAUCAAAUCCUUCUGAUGAGUUCCAAAACUGGUAUAAAGAUGAAAAGUACAGCACAAGAGUGAAGGAUUCAGAGGGAUGCCCUGCCUUCGCUUUGGUUAAUAAGGCCACUGGUCAGGCCAUGAAGCAUUCCAUUGGAGAGGCACACCCUGUGCAGCUGAUUCCGUACAAUCCAGAUGUUCUUGAUGAGUCUAUCCUAUGGACUGAAAGCAAGGACAUGGGUGAUGGUUUCAGAGCUGUAAGGAUGUUGGUUAACAAUACCCAUCUUAAUGUAGAUGCUUUUCACGGUGAUAAGAAAUCUGGUGGUGUCCAUGAUGGCACCUCUAUUGUUCUCUGGAAAUGGAACAAAGGAGAUAACCAACGAUGGAAGAUCAUCCCAACUCGGAAAUAUGCGUGAUGGUGUUGCCAUUUCUUGAAGCUAUAUUGUAUCUGCGGAACCAUGAAUAAUUUCUCAGGAGAAUUUGUUUUUUGUUCCUUUUGGGAACGUUUUGUGUUGUAUGCUUCUUGGUGUGAGAAACUUGUGCAUCAAACUCUUCGACCUAUGUUUAGCCUUCAUUAUCCUUGAUCAGUUUGAAACAUACAUUGCAGAAUUUGUACUGAUGAACCUUCUGCCCAUAAUGCUUUACAUGCAUGUUCUUGGUGCUGUAUACUCUUUUGGAGUUCCCUCGACGUGUUUUGCACA
This is a messenger RNA of Populus nigra (black poplar), 1565 nucleotides long. Its product is annotated as ricin B-like lectin R40G3. The record is from RefSeq and is a predicted model, not a curated record. Lineage: Eukaryota; Viridiplantae; Streptophyta; Magnoliopsida; Malpighiales; Salicaceae.